Molecule: messenger RNA, 944 nt
Organism: Numida meleagris (helmeted guineafowl)
Lineage: Eukaryota; Metazoa; Chordata; Aves; Galliformes; Numididae
Product: DNA damage-inducible transcript 3 protein-like
Exons: 2
Coding region: 279-833 (184 amino acids)
Biological process (GO): negative regulation of transcription by RNA polymerase II; ER overload response; intrinsic apoptotic signaling pathway in response to endoplasmic reticulum stress
Cellular component (GO): CHOP-ATF4 complex; CHOP-ATF3 complex; CHOP-C/EBP complex
Molecular function (GO): transcription factor binding; DNA-binding transcription activator activity, RNA polymerase II-specific; RNA polymerase II cis-regulatory region sequence-specific DNA binding
Source: RefSeq, a predicted model, not a curated record
UCAUGCGGAGGUUAGAAAAGGGGCGCGCGGCUGAGGGGGCGGUGCAGAGCGGCGGAACAGCGAGAGGACGAUGCGGCUGAGAAUGAUCGGAGCGCAGCGAGAGGGGCGGGGCCGCGAGGAGCCGGGGCCGGGCAGGAAGGCGUCCAGGAGGAAGAGCGUCCUCGUGGGGCAGCAGACGUGAGAGCUGCGGGGAGCGGGGGGACACAGCCCUGUUCUGCUUCUCCUCCCCCACCGUCGUGUCCCUCCAUACCCGGGCGUCCCCUUCAUCACGGGCGCCGAUGGCCGCCGCCGGAGAGCCGCUGUCCGGGGAACUGCCCGCCUGGUUCCUGGAGCUGCAGGAGCUGUUGGCGGCGGCGGAGCCCCUCGAGCCCCCCACCCGCGGGGGGUCACAGCAGGUGAGCAGCACAGGGCCCGCUGGGGACGGACCGAUGGAUGGAGCCCCAUCACCGCUUCCUCCCCUGUCCCCGCAGGAAGAAGAGCCGGCCCUGCCGUGGGGCGCGGGGGUGGGGGGUGGCCCGGCCUGCUGCGAGCUGGAGCAGGCGCCGAGUGCGGAGCUGCCGCAGCUCCUGGGCCCGGACAGUGCAGUAAGCACAGCGCCAGAGCCCCCCCUGCCCCACGGGAGCCCCCGCGGGCCCGGGCAGGUGGAGCCGGGGACCACGGUGCGUGGGGUGAAGCGGAAGCGUGGGGGGGGGGAGCAGCAGGGCGAGCAGCGCGUGCGGCAGCUGAGCGCACACAAUGAGCGGCUCCGGCUCGAGGUCGGGCGGCUGAGCGCAGAGGUGCAGCGCGCGCGGGCAGCGCUGAUCGAGCGUGUCCUCAGCCUCCACCGUGCUUAGCGGGACAGGACACCCCACGGCACUCGGGGGGCAGCCCCACAGCACGGACUGAUUGCUUCUAGCACCCCUGUACAGCAUCUAUGUUUUAUUACACACAUAGUGUCACUGGCA